Molecule: messenger RNA, 1714 nt
Organism: Brassica oleracea var. oleracea
Lineage: Eukaryota; Viridiplantae; Streptophyta; Magnoliopsida; Brassicales; Brassicaceae
Product: mannose-1-phosphate guanyltransferase alpha-like
Exons: 16
Coding region: 240-1487 (415 amino acids)
Biological process (GO): biosynthetic process
Cellular component (GO): cytoplasm
Source: RefSeq, a predicted model, not a curated record
GAAGAGAGAGAGGCGUGUGGGGUUUUUCUGGUGCUUAUCCUUUUAGAGUGUGACUUGGACCCAUUACCAUAACAGUACAGCUCUCCUUAGAUCUAUCUCAUCUCGAGAUAGACCACUACUUACUUACUAGAACAUUAGUGAUAUUAGUGUUUAAGAAAGAACUCUGAGGUUUUGUGGGUCUCUCUCUGCUUAAAGAUCUGUGCGUUUGGGGAUUCGUUAUUGUCUGAAUUUUGAGAAAAAUGGGGAGCGCAGUGGAGGAGAAAGUGGUGGCUGUGAUCAUGGUCGGUGGUCCAACCAAAGGUACUCGAUUUCGACCAUUGUCCCUGAAUAUUCCAAAGCCUCUGUUUCCUAUUGCUGGACAACCAAUGGUGCAUCACCCUAUCUCAGCUUGUAAAAGGAUUCCACACUUGGCUCAAAUCUAUCUUGUUGGUUUCUAUGAGGAAAGGGAGUUUGCACUUUAUGUCUCUGCCAUUUCCAAUGAACUCAAAGUUCCUGUCAGAUAUCUGCGAGAAGACAAGCCACAUGGUUCAGCUGGUGGGUUGUAUCAGUUCAGAAAUCUAAUCAUGGAAGAUGACCCGUCUCAUAUCUUCCUGCUUAACUGUGAUGUUUGCUGCAGCUUCCCCUUGCCAGAAAUGCUCGAGGCUCAUAGGAAAUAUGGUGGAAUUGGAACUCUUCUUGUGAUCAAGGUCUCUCCUGAAUCAGCAAACCAAUUUGGAGAACUGGUUGCAGAUCCUGUUACUAAUGAACUGCUUCAUUACACCGAGAAACCCGAAACUUUUGUCAGUGACCGUAUUAACUGCGGUGUUUAUGUAUUUACACCUGACAUUUUCACUGCCAUAAGAGAUGUUUCCUUUCAAAGGAAAGAUACAGCAAUUCUGAGACGUGUUUCCAGCUUUGAAGCUCUUCAACCGGCAACAAGGAUCCCAGCAGAUUUUGUAAGACUGGAUCAAGACAUACUUUCACCUCUAGCUGGGAAGAAGCAGUUAUAUACUUACGAGACUUUGGAUUUCUGGGAACAAAUCAAAUCUCCUGGGAUGUCGCUGAGGUGCUCGGGACUCUAUCUUUCUCAGUUCCGGUUGACAUCUCCGCAAGUGUUGGCUAGUGGUGAUGGAACAAAGAGCGCAAUAGUGAUUGGUGAUGUUUACAUACAUCCUUCUGCAAAAAUACACCCAACUGCAAAGAUUGGUCCCAACGUAUCAAUCUCUGCAAAUGCUCGUGUUGGGCCUGGUGUCAGGCUCAUCAGCUGUAUCAUCCUUGACAACGUUGAGAUCAUGGAAAAUGCAGUGGUGACUAACGCAAUUGUUGGGUGGAAAUCUUCUAUAGGGAGAUGGUCCCGUGUCCAGGCUGAGGGAGUCUACAACUCCAAACUAGGAGUUACUAUUCUCGGAGACUCGGUUGCAGUUGAAGACGAGGUUGUGGUGACCAGCAGUAUUGUUCUUCCAAACAAGACACUCAACGUCAGUGUUCAAGACGAGAUCAUCUUAUAACUCAAGAAAGGAAACCAACCUUGAGGAUCCAUAUACCAUCAUGUCCCUGAGAUUCAGUGUUCACUGGAGAAAUCACAAAAGCAAGUAUUUGAGAAUUAUUUCACAUGAAUCUUUUGUUUAAAUUUGUACCAGAUUCCACCAUAUAUACUGAGUCACAGCUACUGUAAAUGCACUGGAUUUUGGCCCAUGAUAUAUGAUAAUAAAGCACUUGUGUCUUUUCCCAUGAA